ACAGCCGGUAAACAGAGCCGACUGCCAGCGAACCUGUGGCUGGGGGGGACAUGGACCUGCAGUCGCUCCUCCCCGGGUCUGCAGGGGAGAUAAAAGCUGGGGUUCUGGGUGCAUUGCAUGAGCAGGACUGCAGCGUGGAGCUGCAGCUCCAGUGGCCGGUGCCUGGUGGCCGGUGUCGCGGUGCCAUGGCCUGGCUGACGAGCACCAUGGGCGGGAUCAGCUGCUGCUGCUAUAAAUAGGGCUGGUGAGCUGCCCCGGCGAGACAAACCGAAAGUUGAACCUCGGAGCGUGGAGGAGAAGCGUGGUCUGGCGUGGGGCAAGCGACGGGGAGGAGGACAAGUGCUGCGGGUGUCCUGUGCUGGGAGCUCCAUGGCAUGUGCAUGAUGGCAACACAGCGCCUGUAGGGCUCCGGCACAACCAGGACGUGAAGCACAGCGCUGGGGCAGGCUGAUACGGGCUCCCCAGGAGGCUCCGGGCGAUGGCAGGAGCCCAGGUGGGGCUCCCGGGACCUUUCCCGGAGCCCCAAGUUGGGCCAUGCCCUGUUUCUGACUCUGACUCAGACUCCGAGGAUGCAGCUGUGGGCGGCACAGGACCCGAAACCGGGGUGCAGAACCCCUCCCAGGUCAUCCACAGUGGCCACUUCAUGGUGUCAUCCCCGCACAGCGACUUGCUGCCCCGCCGGCGCCACCACGGCACUGAGCCCGAACCGGCCGAUCCCCGGAGCAUCGACCCGACCCUUACCCGGCUCUUCGAGUGCAUGAGCCUGGAGUACAGUGGGAAGCUGGUGUCUCCAAAGUGGAAGAAUUUCAAGGGGCUGCGGCUGCUUUGCCGUGAAAAAAUCCGCCUCAACAACGCAAUCUGGAGAGCGUGGUACAUCCAGUAUGUGGAGCGGAGGAAGAACCCCGUGUGUGGCUUCAUCACCCCGCUGGAGGGGUCGGAGGCUGAUGAGCACCGAAAACCAGAGGCUGUUGUGUUGGAGGGCAACUAUUGGAAACGCCGCAUCGAGGUGGUGAUGAGGGAGUACCACAAGUGGAGGAUCUACUACAAGAAGCGGCUUCGCAAGUCCACCCGGGAGGGAGAGCUCUCCAGUCCAAAGCAGGAUGAGGAUGUCUGGAAGCCAACAGAGAAAUGGUGCAACCAGCUUUUCUGCAAUGUGGUGCCCAUGCUGCUGGGGGAUGAGGAAGAGGAGCCGGGGGGUAGGCAGCACUUCGACUUGGACACCUUCCUCUCGGACAUCUCUGAUACCCUCUUCACCAUGACACAGAUGCCCAGCGGCCACCAGGAACUCCCAGAAGAUGCAUACAUUGGGAAUGCUGACAUGAUACAGCCAGACUUGGCACCCCUGCAGCCCAGCCUGGAUGACAUGGAGAUCUCAGAUAUUUUCACCAGCUACCGGCCAGUACCACCGCAGAUGCAACCAGGCUACCAGGAGCUGCCCUGCUUUGUGCCUAUGGCUGAGACCCAGUUUGGCACCGGGGGGCCCCUGAUGGGUGCCCGGGAUCUCCCCACCAGCCCUGACGCCCCGCUCGCACCCAGCACCCUCCUCCAGGUGAGCGGGACCCUGGCCCAUGGCCUGUGGCUGCCAGCGGCCCAGCCACCCACCCUGACCCCCCUGUGUCUCCCACAGCCCAGCGGUGCCUCCCAGCUUGGCCUGCAUGGAGCCUUCCUGGCCCCUGAGCUCCCCCCAGCCCCACUGCCCCCUGAGCCCCCCGCUGCAGCACCCAGCCUCAGCCCCCCACUCCCACACAAGCCCCUGCUGCAGUAUGGCAUCCCUGGCAAGCGCCUCGGCCUGGAGCCACCGGAGACCCCCUAUGCAUCCCCCGGGGUGCCACUGCUGGACCCGGACCCCCUGUUCUCCCCUGCCCCAGUUCCUCCCUCCAAGUGGGGUUCACCUGUCCCCUCGCUCCUCACCCACACUGCCUCCCCGCUCUCAGCGCCCUGCUUGCCCCCCCACACCCCAGGGCUGGGCUAUGGGGUGGGCAUGGUGCCCCCGGGGUACCCCAGCCUGGCUGCCCCCCAGCUCCUGUCCCCCGCCCUGCUGGGCGACCCCAGGUUUGCCCCCACCAAGGGGCAGCCCCGGGGCGGGAGCGGGCGGCCGAAGGCGAAGUCCAGCAACACCAAGGCGAAGAGGCUGCCGGGACCCCCCGCGCUGCCCCCCCGGGCUGUGCCCACCACCUGCCUGAGCCAGCUACUGACCACAGCCAAGCAGGAGCUGGCCUUGGAUGCCCCACACCCGAUGGGUGCAGGACUCAUGCCCGCGUCCCCUGUGUCCCCGCAGAGCGCUGUCCCCGAUGUCCCUGCCGCCUUCCUCUCCAGGAUGGCUCAGCUGAGCCCAGGACUGGCUCCUGGUUCCAGCCCUUCCCAAACGGUGCCGGUACCGGUGCCGCUGAUGGGUACCCAGCCAGGCCCACUGCUGGUCCCCAAGGCGGAGCGGCUCUCCCCCACAUCGGUUUGCGGCAGUGACUGGCCCAAGCCCGGCCAGGCUUCCCCGGGUCCCGCUGUGGGGCGGGGUGCUGGCAUCUCUCUGCACCACCCCGCGCCCCGGCGGGGCAGGCCUGAGUCCAGCAAGAUGGAGAGCCGGCGCAUCACCCACAUCUCCGCCGAGCAGAAGAGACGCUUCAACAUCAAGCUGGGCUUCGACACACUGCACAGCCUGGUGAGCACGCUGAGCGCCCAGCCCAGCAUCAAGGUCAGUAAGGCCACCACCCUGCAGAAGACAGUGGAGUACAUCUGCAAGCUGCAGCACGAGCGGGCGGCUCUGCAGGACGAGGCGCAGCGGCUGCGGGAGCAGAUCGAGGAGCUCAACAGCUCCAUCAACCUGUGCCAGGAGCAGCUGCCAGCCACGGGGGUGCCCAUCACGCGCCAGCGCUUCGACCAGAUGCGCAGCAUGUUCGACGAGUACGUCCGCUCUUCCACGCUGCAGAACUGGAAGUUCUGGAUUUUCAGCGUCAUCAUCCGGCCCCUCUUUGAGUCCUUCAAUGGCAUGGUCUCCACAGCCAGCAUGGACAGCCUCACCCAGACGUCCCUCGCCUGGCUGGACCAGCACUGCUCCCUCCCUGCGCUUCGGCCAACCGUCCUGAGCUCCCUGCGGCAGCUGAGCAUCUCCACCUCCAUCCUGAGCGACCCGGCCAGCGUCCCCGAGCAGGCGACCCGGGCGGCGGGGGCGCUGGGCCGCGGCGGCGCCUCCUCGUAGCGGCCCCGCGGGCUCCCUGUCGCCGCCACGGCCCCGGAGCCGGACAAACACCCAACGCCAGCGCGGAGCCGCCACGGCCGGAGCCCGGGACAGCGCUAGCUGGGGCAGCUCGGGGCCGCGGGGCUGCUCCCGCCACCGGCUCGGAGAGUCCCGGCCCGCGGCUGCUGCCCCUGCCCCGCGUCCCCGGGCCGGCUGGGCCCCGGAGAGACCGCGCAGCGUGGGGGGAGGGAGGGCAGCGCUGCCCCGGCCCGGGCAGCUGGCAGUGCGGCUCUGCCGCGCCGCCUGGUAAAGGCCUCGCUCUGCCCACACGCCUUUGCGUGGUUCUU
This is a messenger RNA of Columba livia (rock pigeon), 3519 nucleotides long. RefSeq names its product MLX interacting protein like (gene MLXIPL). The record is from RefSeq and is a predicted model, not a curated record. Gene Ontology annotation, biological process: positive regulation of transcription by RNA polymerase II. NCBI's taxonomy places the organism in Eukaryota, Metazoa, Chordata, Aves, Columbiformes, Columbidae. Gene Ontology annotation, molecular function: DNA-binding transcription factor activity; protein dimerization activity. Gene Ontology annotation, cellular component: RNA polymerase II transcription regulator complex.